AUGUAUAGUGCCGAUCAUGACAAAGAAGAUCGGAAUGGUAAGCUAUCAGUGGAUGGUGAGGAGGAUUUAGCUGUUGUGCCCCACAAACGAUCAAAAAAAGAGAAGGAAAAGUCUCCGCAGGCUGAAGUUUCGAAACUUGAAAAACCAUUACCUGGAGCAGAAGUUUCCAAAGCCCGACAGCGUUGGAAUUUAUUGUCAUAUCACGUGCGAUGCAACUACAAAAAACAAGCCAGUGAUGUUACGACUGAUGUGGAAGCAACGUUUGUUGUUUUUGAAGCUUUUUUCAUCCCAAAACUUUCCAACACGGGUCGUUGGUACCACUUGAAAUCCCCUGUUGGAGAUGUCGAGUUCGAUGUUCACAUCUAUUCAGCUGUUAUCGUGACACCCAAUAUUUUGGUUGGUUUCAACAAUAGCGGAAAUAUCAAAAUAUGGCCAUCCGAAGAAUGUUUAGCAUAUUAUUUGCUAAAACAUGAAAGGCUAGUCCGAAACAAAACUAUCCUGGAACUUGGAUCCGGAAUGGUUGGUUUAAGUGGUCUUACUUCGGUUGCGCUUGGUGCAGCAGAAGUAGUUUUGACAGAUGGUAAUGAGAAGUCCGUGGAAAACAUCCGACAAAUCAUUGAAGUAAAUAAGUUAAGCAGCCAUGUAACCUGCUCUGUGCUACCCUGGAAUAUUACUAUACCAAACAAGCAAUUUGAUGUUAUUUUAUGUGCUGAUUGCUUAUUUUUCACGGAAGAACAUCGUACUUUGCUGAAUUGCAUCUAUAGACAUCUAAAGCCCGGCGGAAUCGCAUGCGUUAUGGCGCCGGAUAGAAGUGGUACUCUCCGAGCAUUCCUGGAUCUUAUAUAUGAGGAGCGAAAACAAUGGCAAAGUUACCAAGAAAUCCUCGAUGCUAUCCAUUAUUCGUGCAUGCUUAUACAGGACGAAGUUGUUGAGGAAUUGGAGAAAAAAGGUCAGAAAAUGGAAUUUGACAAAGAAGUGGUUGCACAAGUGGCUUUUACUAUAUGUGAUACUUUAUGUACUACCUGGCCCAGUGAACUCUUGCAAUUCGCUAAGCACGCAAGGCGUUCAAUCGUCAACAUUUCGGAUUUGAGGCUUCUUUUCCGAAGAAAUGAAAGCAUGCUUUCGUUUAUUGGAAACAUUGCUGAAAGUUCAUUGCUUUCGGCUAAAAAAAGGCGGUCUCGGAAGGGUGCAAACAAAAAGAACAGCAAAGCAACAGAUAGUACUGGGAAGAUAGAUAAUGAAAAUUCGAAGGAUGUGGGUACUUUGCUAUCUGAAAAUAAAGAUACUCUAAAAUUAACGGAUUUUUGGGACCAACCUUCAACGAGUCAAGAACGAUCAUUGCCGUCGUUUGGAACAUCUUCUAAAUAUAUUUCAGCAACAACUACCGACGAAAAUUUCCUGCCUAGUUCAAUAUCUUUGCAAAGAAAAGAGAUUGCCACAAAAAAGAAGGAAAUUAUAUCCUGUUGCAAGCAAAAAGAAGACAUUAUUACCGAGUCAAGGAAGACAGAUAACAGAAGUGAAAGACAAAAUCAAACAACGAACGACUGGUUACAGCCAGCCUUUCAUUUUGAUGAUUCUGAAUCCAGAGAAAAGCAAGAACUAGAAUCUAUAGAUAUUAAUAUUCCAUGUUAUUCAGGCAAAGAAGAUUUACAGGAGCGAAAACCACAUUCCGUUAGUAGUUCUUUGAGCAUUGCUAAUCGAGAAAUGCACGGAAAAAAUGAGUUAAAUAUAUCUCUCUGUGCAACGGAUCUAUUCGAAGAAGUAAAAAUGAAUGCAAAAAAUUCAAUCGUUUCAACCUUAGAAUUACAUAAUGAAAUGCUUACUAAAAGUUCAACUACAGUAGUUCCUAGUCGUGAAAUAUCAUCCCAUAUGCAAACAAAUAAAAUUGGUACAGACAAUACUGAAUUCCGAAUCGGUAGUCCGCUGAAGAGGAAGUCUAUUUUCCCAUCUGUUGCUCCCGUAUUGAACUCGAUAACAAAGAAACAGCUUGUGGAUACAUCUUUAAGAAAUAAAUCCAGCAUUGCAGAUGACUGUUUCUCAUCCUUCAAAUUUGAAUCAGAUGACGAAGAUUCGGACUCGAAUCUUUCACUGGUAAAAAAUAAAGUCACAAAUGACAAGAAGGCAAUGUCACCGUCAAUAAGUAGUAAUAGGUGCUUUACUGAUAAUUAUUUUCCAACGAAUAAUAACCAGGAAGAACAUCAGAAUACUAGUGGUGAAGAAAGUGAUAUAGAUCUAGAUGCAACUGUUUUUGAUUUUUAA
Molecule: messenger RNA, 2259 nt
Organism: Cercopithifilaria johnstoni
Lineage: Eukaryota; Metazoa; Nematoda; Chromadorea; Rhabditida; Onchocercidae
Source: the annotation of a GenBank genome assembly